AUGAAUUUUGGAGAAUACGACUUUUUCUAUCCAGACGGUGAAAUAGACACCACACCCACGAGCGAUGUUCGAAAGCUAUACCCGCCUCCCUAUCGAUGCUUCUACGAGGCAAAGCCCAGCGUGUCGCAACUGCUUCGAGCCCACGAGUACCUUACCGAGGUUGUGGAGGAAGACGGCCCUUUUGAGAGUAUAUCGGGUUUUUCACAAAGCGCCGAAGUCGCUGCAUCUCUCCUGCUCUACCAAGCGUGGGAAGUGCAUUUCAAUUUCGCUGUGUUCAUUGGCGGUACAAAGUCAUUCGAUGUCUCUGCCCUCGCUUCUGGGAAAAUCUCAAAGCCCGUCAAGAUGUGUGCAGGCACACAUUCUACGAGGAUAAAUGUUCCAACCGCCCAUGUGAUUGGGAGAAGCGACGCUUGUCGUAAAUCCUCGAAAGCGUUCUUAGAGUUGUGCAAUCGGCGGGAGGUCAAGGUGUGUGAUCAUAAAGGUGCACAUGUUGUGCCGAGAGGACAGGAGGCAGUGGAGGACUUGACAGCUGCUCUCAAUUGGGUGGUCGAUCAAGCGAUGUAUCAGGUAAAUAAGCGUAUUGCGAGAGUUGAAGGGAGGGAGAGACUGAGUCUCAAAGAGGCGACAACCAGUCGUUUUGAUCCAUGCCAGGAGCUGCCAGUACUAUAA
Molecule: messenger RNA, 669 nt
Organism: Letharia lupina
Lineage: Eukaryota; Fungi; Ascomycota; Lecanoromycetes; Lecanorales; Parmeliaceae
Exons: 2
Coding region: 1-669 (222 amino acids)
Cellular component (GO): cytoplasm; nucleus
Source: RefSeq, a predicted model, not a curated record